AGUUCCACCGAAUUUGAAACUACAGUAUUUCUGUUUCAUCAUGAAGAGUCUCUCCGCUUCAAAAAAUUAUAUGCAGAUUUUAGGAGUUUGUUUGUUCUUAUUUGCACAGACGGCGUGGAGUAACACAUUUAAAGAAUGUGUUGAAGUGAUAGACAAUCUGGAAAUAAGUCAAUACCAGGAGCAAUGUUUUUGCUACAAUUUAAAGACGGCAUUAGGAUGGAAGGACUUCUGGUCAACAUUCCAGGUGAAUGUGCAAAGCCAGGAUGAUGUCUACAUUGUUUUUCCUGUGGAAGAUAACAGUUGUAAAGACCCAGGGACAUUCAUACUUUUUGUUCAGUGUGUUUUAAGAUUGUAUUGGCCUUUUCCAAAUGCACCAAAUGAACUAAACUUAACUAUUGCACAUAUUGAUGAGGAAGUCUGCUUUGGAGUAAAAUCAAUCAAGUCCUCUGUUAAGUACUCAGUGCGCGUAACCAGAAAAAAACAUGAUCUGUAUCGUUUUUCCCUGUUUGUGAUCGGAAUAUUGCUGCUCUUUUCUGCACGCAGAUUAUGCAGGAACACUGUGUUUUAUUACACUUUAGGUAUUUCUCUGGGUGUUUUCUCCAUGUUCAUUCUUACUUUGUUUGUACUUAAAAGGUUCAUACCAAAGAAAAAGACUUUUCUGUUUAUGCUCAGUGGAUAUUCUUAUCUAUCCUACAUGGUGGUCCAGCAGGUCGUGAAUCACUGGGAUGAAAUAAAGACAGAUUACUGGAGAUACGCAGUUGGUUACCUGUUAUUUUCUGGACUUCUCGGCUUUGCUGUCUGCUAUAAGCGUGGACCAAUAACAAAUAAACAAAGCUUAACCCUCCUAACCUGGGCACUGCAGAGCAUCGCGCUGUUCUUAGUGUACUGUGGGAUUACAUACCCUCCUGCUGCAUAUGGAGUCAUCACCAUCUUAGUUGCUUUAAAAGCUCUGACAUUUGCAAGGUUUUUGAUUUGCAGAAUAAUUAGAGGAAUAUUUCAAAUUCUGAAAAGCAGCUUCAAGGCAAAGGAACUAGAAAUCAGACUGCUUAGUGAAGAAGAAUACAUAAAACAGGGUGACACUGAGACCAGAGCAUCCUUGCAGGAGCUGCGUGAAAACUGUUUGAGGCCAGAAUUCCCUGCAUGGGAAGUGGUGUCAAGACUCCGCUCUCCUAAGAGGUUGGCUGAGUUUAUACGAGGGGGUUCCCAUGUGACUGAUGAAGAGAUCCUUGAGCACGACAAACAGUACAGUUUGGGCGGCACCUACUUUGAAGACUGGAUCUUUUCCACUAGAGGCGAGGAGCAGGGUGGUCAAGACUGGCCAAACCCACUACAAUUCCAAGAGGAUGUUGAUGAGGUAGACCUGGAGUAUUACGAACCCACCGAACAGCGCAGUUUAGUACCAGUACCAGUACCAGUACCAGUACCAGAUAUAGAUUUAUUUUAAAGUCAUAAAGGGGUUUAUCUGAAUGAUCUCUUAUAUCACUAAAUAAAAUACAAAUGUGUAGAAUAAAGAUAAACACGGAUGUAGAUGAUCAGAAUAGACCUUCUUCUUCUUCUUUUUCACAGCCUUAGUCCCAGACUGUCCUGGGGUCAGCUGCUUUGGUUGCUCUUCUCC
Messenger RNA from Polyodon spathula (Mississippi paddlefish), 1615 nucleotides. RefSeq names its product nuclear envelope integral membrane protein 2 (gene nemp2). The transcript is spliced from 9 exons. The record is from RefSeq and is a predicted model, not a curated record. Lineage: Eukaryota; Metazoa; Chordata; Actinopteri; Acipenseriformes; Polyodontidae. Bases 41 to 1444 code for a protein of 467 amino acids. Gene Ontology annotation, cellular component: nuclear envelope.